UAUUAAUAGCUCUAUAAUGCCCAACAGGGGCAUUGGAGACCUAGGAUAAAAAUUCCUUUGGUGAUUAAAAAGAUACAAGACAUCUAAACAGCUCUUCUUGGCGCUGCCUACGGAGGUGGCAGCCAUCUCCUAUUCGGCAUCAUGGCCACCCUCAGACCCCUUGUGAAGCCCAAGAUCGUCAAAAAGAGGACCAAGAAGUUUACCCGGCACCAGUCAGACAGCUAUGUAAAAAUCAAGCGUCACUGGCGGAAACCCAGAGGUAUUGACAACAGGGUUCAGAGAAGAUUCAAGGGCCAGAUCUUGAUGCUCAACAUUGGUUAUGGGAGCAACAAGAAAACAAAGCACGUGCUGCCCAGUGCUUUCCGCAAGUUUCUGGUCCACAACGCCAAGGAGCGAAUGUGCAACAAAUCUUACUGCGCAGAGAUUGCUCAUAAUGUUUCCUCCAAGAACCACAAAGCCAUUGUGGAAAGAGCCACCCAGUUGGCCAUCAGAGUCACCAAUCCCAAUGCCAGGCUGCACAGUGAAGAAAAUGAACAGACAGCCUACAUGUGGGACCUGCUUCAGUCCUCCCCUGCCAACCCUCCACCAUAUCCCACUGCUUCCAGCAAGAUCUUUAGGAGAAAACUGAGGGAACAGCUCGUGUGCCCCUCCUCUGCAUGUGUUCCCUCAGUGCUGUCCAUGCAGCGAGCUCCCUCCCCGCCACUGUCCUUACAUACCUGGGCAUCGCCCAUACCUCGAUUACUUGCGCAUUCUCUCCCAGAAGCCAACCACGGAAUAAUGACAUGUGCCCUCUCCACAGGAAUGUCAUGUCACGGCAAGCUCGCUUCUUGUCGCAUUGUCUCUCUUCACUACCUUCCAACUUGGGCAGUUACAUCUGAUAUCCAGGGCAAGGACAGAGUCCCCGGCAUCUAUCUACAUGCAGAGAACUACUGUUAA
This is a messenger RNA of Propithecus coquereli (Coquerel's sifaka), 936 nucleotides long. RefSeq lists its product as uncharacterized. Gene Ontology annotation, molecular function: structural constituent of ribosome. The record is from RefSeq and is a predicted model, not a curated record. Gene Ontology annotation, biological process: translation. Gene Ontology annotation, cellular component: ribosome; cytosolic large ribosomal subunit. Lineage: Eukaryota; Metazoa; Chordata; Mammalia; Primates; Indriidae.